Molecule: messenger RNA, 1353 nt
Organism: Penicillium cinerascens
Lineage: Eukaryota; Fungi; Ascomycota; Eurotiomycetes; Eurotiales; Aspergillaceae
Gene: lys9
Product: saccharopine dehydrogenase (NADP+, L-glutamate-forming)
Exons: 5
Coding region: 1-1353 (450 amino acids)
Cellular component (GO): cytoplasm
Molecular function (GO): saccharopine dehydrogenase activity
Source: RefSeq, a predicted model, not a curated record
AUGGUCAAGCAAAUCGCUGGUUCCAAGGUCCUUCUUCUGGGCUCUGGCUUUGUCACCAAGCCUACCGUCGAGGUUCUUGACAAGGCCGGUGUUCAGGUUAUCGUCGCCUGCCGUACCCUCGAGAGCGCCCAGAAGCUGUCCGAGGGCUUCAAGAACGCCAAGGCUAUCUCCCUCGACGUCAGCGAUGAUGCCGCUCUGGACAAGGCCAUGGAGGGAGUCGACCUUGCUAUCUCCCUCAUUCCCUACACUUUCCACGCCACCGUCAUCAAGUCGGCCAUCCGCACCAAGAAGGAUGUCGUCACCACCUCCUACGUGUCUCCCGCCAUGAUGGAGCUCGACGAGGAGUGCAAGAAGGCCGGCAUCACCGUCAUGAACGAGAUCGGCUUGGACCCCGGCAUUGACCACCUCUACGCCGUCAAGACCAUCUCCGAGGUCCACAACGAGGGUGGUAAGAUCACCGGCUUCAUCUCUUUCUGCGGUGGUCUCCCCGCCCCCGAGUGCUCCAACAACCCUCUGGGCUACAAGUUCUCGUGGUCCAGCCGCGGUGUCCUGCUGGCGCUCCGCAACGCCGCCAAGAUCUACCAGGACGGAAAGAUCGUCAGCAUUGACGGCCCCGACCUGAUGGCCACUGCCAAGCCCUACUUUAUCUACCCCGGCUUCGCCUUCGUUGGCUACCCCAACCGUGACUCGACUCCCUUCCGCGAGCGCUACAACAUCCCCGAGGCCCAGACCCUCGUCCGCGGUACCCUGCGCUUCCAGGGUUUCCCGGAGAUGAUCAAGGUCCUGGUUGACAUCGGCUUCCUGAACGACGAGUCUAACGCCGUCUUCGACAAGGCCACUUCCUGGAAGGAGGCCACCCGCCAGGUCCUUGGCGCCGCCUCGUCCUCCGAGAAGGACCUCAUCGCCGCCGUGCAGUCCAAGACCUCGUUCCCCAACAACGACGAGCGCGACCGCCUCCUCGCCGGUCUCCGCUGGAUCGGCCUGUUCUCCGAUGAGCAGACCACUCCCCGCGGCAACGCCCUCGAUACCCUGUGCGCCACCCUCGAGAAGAAGAUGCAGUACGAGGAGGGCGAGCGUGACAUGGUCAUGCUCCAGCACAAGUUCGACAUCGAGCACAAGGACGGCUCCAAGGAGGUCCGCACCUCUACGCUGUGCGAGUACGGUAACCCCACUGGCUACUCUGCCAUGGCUAAGCUGGUCGGUGUUCCCUGCGGUGUCGCUGUGAAGCAGGUCCUUGAUGGUACCAUUUCGAAGAAGGGUGUCUUGGCUCCCAUGACUAUGGAUAUCUGUGCUCCUCUUCUCAAGACUCUGAAGGAAGACUACGGUAUUGAGAUGAUCGAGCGUACUCUGUAA